CCAGUACGAAAAUGUACGAAAGGGCAGUACCGUUAGCAGCUUCGUACGCCCAUUGUGUGCAGAUCAAUGGGCCGUUGCAGAAUUGGAUUCCAGUUUGCACACCAGGGGAUCCGAUGCUUGUUAAGAUCUGAAGUAAGUAGACAAUGCAAGCUAAACCUUUGUUCUAUAAUCUGUAACCUGGUCUGAUCUUGACCUGCCUACAACUCUUACUCUAAGGCCUACACGAUGCUAGACCCUCGGCAACCUGCAGACGAAUCUGAUCCACAGAUCUACCUAGGGAUGAUAUUCAUUGCUUCUGGUGGGGUGUUACCUAGUUCGAGUGAGACCAUCAACAUGCAGAUUCCACCAAAAUAUAGUGGCCAUCAACAUGCUGGAAGUAGUGGUGGAUAUCGAGAUAGCCAGAAUUUCGCUCCGGUUGCUCGCACUGGUGGGAUGAAUCCAGUAACGAGUACCUAUCAACAACAGAAUCAGACCUCGUAUCCUUUGCAGCACGAUAGACCGAGCAUUAACAGCAAUUAUGGCUCGAACAAGACGAAGACGAAGACGAUGAUCUGCGUCGCGAGUUGUACGCUAUUCGGUAGAUUAAGACAACUAUCCUCGAAAAUCAAAGUCGGUGUAGAGCAGGAGUUCUCUCUAAGUUUUUAAAGGUGGUGGAAGUGAGAUAUCUUCGCAUCACUACCUAGUCCAGCCAGGCGGGAAUAACGUGGAAAGGACGUUGCUACCAGCGACGAAUGGGG
Molecule: messenger RNA, 737 nt
Organism: Amoebophrya sp. A25
Lineage: Eukaryota; Dinophyceae; Syndiniales; Amoebophryaceae
Source: the annotation of a GenBank genome assembly